This is a messenger RNA of Stereum hirsutum FP-91666 SS1, 2462 nucleotides long. RefSeq names its product snf 1. Lineage: Eukaryota; Fungi; Basidiomycota; Agaricomycetes; Russulales; Stereaceae. Gene Ontology annotation, biological process: protein phosphorylation; intracellular signal transduction. Bases 27 to 1952 code for a protein of 641 amino acids. Gene Ontology annotation, molecular function: protein serine/threonine kinase activity; ATP binding. Gene Ontology annotation, cellular component: cytoplasm. The record is from RefSeq and is a predicted model, not a curated record. The transcript has 7 exons.
GCGUCGACGAGCACAUCCCCGACGACAUGGCCGACUCUAUUAGCAAUGGCUUCAAGCCCCUCCCCCUCACCGCUCUCGGCGAGUACACAGUAACACAGGAGAUCGCGGAGGGAACGUUCGGAAAAGUCAAGAUGGCCACGCACAAGUUGACGGGUCAUAAGGUCGCCAUGAAGUUCAUCUCAAAACAGGUCAUUCAGCAGACAAGGACGAAAAACAGAGUCCAGCGCGAGGUCGAAUAUAUGCGUACUCUACGGCACCCACAUAUUAUCAAGCUAUACGAAGUCAUCUCGACAGACACAGAUAUUGUCAUUGUCCUCGAAUAUGCCGGCGGAGAACUGUUCAAUUACAUUGUCGAGAAUGGACGCAUGCCAGAGCCCCAGGCACGGCGAUUCUUUCAGCAGCUCAUCUCCGGGAUCGAGUACAGUCACAAGCUGAAGAUCGUCCACCGAGAUCUCAAGCCGGAGAACGUGCUUCUCGAUGAUGACCUCAACGUCAAGAUUGCUGACUUCGGUCUGUCCAACGAGAUCAAGGACGGCGACUUCCUCAAAACCAGCUGUGGCAGCCCGAACUAUGCAGCACCAGAAGUCAUCCGUGGGGGACUAUACACGGGACCGGAGAUCGAUGUCUGGAGCUGUGGUGUUAUCCUCUAUGUCAUGCUUUGUGGACGAUUGCCAUUUGAAGACGACGAUGUCCAGACGCUCUUCACGAAAAUUAGCCAGGGACAAUACCACAUGCCGUCCUCUCUGUCUCCUGAUGCUCGUCACCUCAUCAAUCAAAUGCUCGCCGUGGAUCCCGUCCGACGCAUUACCGUCCAGGAAAUCACACAACACCCGUUCUACACGACCGACCUCCCCAGAUACCUUCAACCUCUACCACCUCCACCAGGACCUGUCCUUGGCUCAUUAUCAUCACUCGUCGUUCCCGCCAAACCUCUUGACUUCGAGAUCAUCGACGGCCUGGGCAGAAUAGAGGAUGAUGUAGUUGAGGAGCUGGCAUCGAAGAUCGAGGGCGUGGACAAGGAAGACGUUUGGGAGUGUUUGAGGCGAGACGAUGGUUCACAAGGGAAUGCGGUCAAGGUGGCAUACAUGCUUUUGAGAGACAAGCGGAGGCUAGGCCGAGAUUUGGCGGCUUUCGAGGAGCAAGAACGGGAGGCACAGGUCGCUGCUAUGGAUCCUCGAAACGUCGUUUCUCCUGGCGCCAUUUCACCGGGUGGAGGGGAGAACAAGGAGAACCCGUUCGAAACCGAGUUCAACGAGUACGAAGACGACGACGAAGAUGAAAUAGACGACGGCCUCGACUUCUCCACGCCACAAGAACACCAAGCCGAGAUCAACAACUUCGCCGUCCUGAACUCAUCACUGCCCGACCAAUUCCCUGAACAGCACCAUCUCGCCUCCUAUGCCUCCGCGAAACGGUCGGGUACGCCGAAGGAGAAGAAACAACACCGGACGAAAUGGCACUUUGGCAUUCGGAGUCGGUCGCCGCCGAUGGAGGUGAUGUUAGAGAUCUAUAGGACGUUGAAGACACUGGGGAUGGAGUGGAAGGAGAAGGAGACGUUGGGUGGUUUGGGGAUGGCGAGUCUCCAAGGGAAGAAGAAGGGCUCGAAGAUGGAGAGAGCCCGAGAGUAUGAUGGUGAUCAUGUUGACCUGAAGGCUGCCGCAUCGAUCUACUUCGUAGAGACGCGGAUCCGAGUCAACGACGUUGUAGUCAUGAUGAACUUGCAACUGUACAUGGUGGACUCGAUCAACUACUUGGUCGACUUCCACCACAAACGAUCGUACAAAGCCUCAACAGACCCAGGCGCAAGCAAGUUCGAUAUGGCAGUCCCGGACACCACGUCUGAGGCAGGGUCAGAGAGGGAGGUCAAGGAGGACGAGAUCGUCUCGCCGUUCAUCUUCAUGGACGUCGCCUGUCGACUCAUCCUAGAGCUCGCUGGCGGCGGGGAACAAUGAUUUCCUCCCAGUCACAUAUACACACUACGAUCUCGGGUCUUCCUCCAUCUCAUAUCAUCUCAACGCUUGACCUUCGCAUUGCUUGCUUUCAUGCUCGAUCUAUAAAGGCGAAACCCACGACGACGACUAGAUGUAUGCUGGGCGUCAAGGCGAAGUUUCAAUUCUGAUGUAUUUGUUUCUUUCUUGGCUCUUUGCGUUAUCGCAUCACUCUUUCCUUCUACCUUUUUCGAUUUGAUUUGAUUUUUAUCCCACAGUACUAGUUAUGCUUGUUGUGCUUGCUAUCCAUGUUUGCUGAUUAGCGUCCUCCGUCUGCUUGCUUGUUGUCCUUUGUAUCUUUAUAUUUCGCGGGCUUGCCGGCCUGAGAUCGUUGAUAGUUCCUAUAUGGCCUUUCAGGGCCUGUGUACAUAGUUACAUAGACAGCACUACUGAUCAUCCGUCUUGGUGAGUGUGGUCUGCUGCAUGGACACGACAAGUGGCGAGGAUCAGUAAAUUCUCUGGUCUACCGACCAU